Molecule: messenger RNA, 11985 nt
Organism: Neospora caninum
Lineage: Eukaryota; Apicomplexa; Conoidasida; Eucoccidiorida; Sarcocystidae
Exons: 12
Coding region: 1-11985 (3994 amino acids)
Source: RefSeq, a predicted model, not a curated record
AUGGCGACGGGCGGUCCAGGUGACCUCGGCGAGCCCCCGGGGGUGUCCGAGGAGACGCGCGGGGAAGUUGCGAGUUCUCAGCCGGCACCCGGUUCUGAAUCUCACGAGGUCGAGACGCAUGCGCCCCAUGCAAAACGCGAACAGGCCGCUGCGUGCCCUUCAGAUCAACCCCGAAACGACGACGCCGGAAAUCGCCUCUCCAGCGGCGCGCCGAACGCGCCUGCCAAUCCCUACGGUUCCCGCGUGCAUGCAGAUUCGGACCGGCCUCGAGAGGCAACCCAUAUAGAACCUGCACGGUUCCAGUCGCGGCCCCGCGCAGAACUUUCAUCUCCGGGUAACGCGGCAACCGGCCGCUGCGAGGGAUCGAGGCACCACUCGGCACAGGUCUUGGAGCAGCACGAACGAAGGCUCCAACUGCUUGCGCGGUAUCAGAGACACCAGACGCGGGUUGUGGCGUCGAGUCGGGCCGUCGAGACCGAGCUUCUAACGCUGUGUGGCGAGACGAAGAAGAAGGCGCCUCACGUCAAAGAAGCGGCAGAGCGGGCGCUUCUGCACAUCCAGGACUUCCGGGACAAGGCAGAAGCAUCGAUAGAGACGCUAUCGCGAGCAGCCUCCUCUGCGAGUUCCUUUGCGGAAGAGGCGGCCGCCGCGGAGGCUGCGGAAGCCAUCUUCCGCUCUUUUCCCGUCAAAGAGGUGCUCCUUGUCGCUUCGCAUGCAGUCCGGACGCACAGCUCUAAAAUUUCUCUGCUUGCCCUCUCGCUCCUCCAGCGCCUUCUUACCAGUCACCAGCGUCAGCUGCUUCUUCUCCCCUGCGCUCCGGAAGACUCUCUUCUGCUGCCGUGGCCGACGCCAGCUCGUGCACACGAGGAGGAACCCGACGACGGCUCGGACUCCGGGACGGCGUCGGCGUCUCGGACGCUUCCGGCGGGUGUCUCCGCUCCUUCUUCCCGUUGUGUCGGCCUCACCGCGUCGGAGGAACGCGCAGACAAUGCUGCCUGCGCAGACUCUGCGCGGCACUUCACUUCUUUGGAUUCGUCCUCGGAUGUCGGCCUUCCAGUUGACGUUUGGCGACUCCGAGAACAGGCCGAGGCGGAGUUGGCGGCCACCGCUGCGUCCGACGUCCUUCUGCUUCUGGCUGUCUUGGAGGAACUGCUUUUUCGCCACCAGGGAGACGACGAGCACUUUGUGCAGCUGAAGGUUCUCCAAACCGCCCUCCUUCUCCUCGCUCCGGACUCCUCCGUGGCGGCCGACGCGUCUGUCGCGCACCGCCUGCUGCGGCUCUUCUUCUCGCUCUAUCGCCAAGCGAGCGGCGGCGCGAGCCCGCUCGCCCUCGUUGUCUCCUCUGUCUCGUCGCCGGCGGAUCCUCGUCUCUUCGCAGGCAACGGCGCACAAACCCUAGCCGCGGGAAGCGGCGGAGGUGCCCACUCGAGCGCCGUCUCCCACACUGCAUGCGCUGCCAUGACGCAGCUGGCCGCGUGCCUCGUCGACGCCGCUGGACGCGCGUUGAAUGCGCAGCGGAUUAGGGACCGACGCUGGAGAGGAGGAACUCGCGACGCGGUUGGAAAGACCGACGACGGCGCAGAAGGCACGGAGGCUGUGGGACCUCGAGCGUUGAUUGCGUCUGCCUCAGACGCGCUGCAGACUGCGUCCUGGACACGUCCCCUCGAAGAGCUGCUCGCCGUUCCCUCGCUCGCAGGAGCCGCCGAGGGGCUGCAUGCGCCGCUGGGGGAUUUGAAUCCUCAGCAGCGAGCGAAGCCACAGGGCGCGGACGAGGGAGGCGACGCGCUCGAGGAAGGCUGUGGGUUCCAGGAGGAAGCCCAUGAAGCGGCGGAUCGCGCGGAGCGCCGCGCACCCUCGCAACAGUGGUCGAGUGAAGAGGAACGGCCUCCUCGAUGGAGUGUAGAGACACCUGGAGCUGUCGCGACUCUCGAACAGCUGCUGACGCAGCUGUGUGCGAACUGCCGCGGCAUCUCGAGCGGCGCCCUGUCCGAAAGGACUGACAUUUCUUCGUCCUUUUGUUCGCCAGGCAAAGAGGCCCCCGGGGGAGGCCAGCGCGAGAAUGGGGACGAAGCAGAGCCGAGCGCUUUCCAAGAAACUCUGGCUCAGAGCGCAUCUUCACACGGAGCACAGACUGCUGCUCAGAGUUGCGAAGCUGUUCAAGGGGGCCGAAGCGAGAGUUCCUCCUGGUCCCCGUUUUCGCGUCCGACCUUCUCCUUCUUCUCUUCUCCAGGGCGUGGAGGUUCGGGAACGGCCCGGGGCGAGGACAAGGAAAGCAGCAGGGAGAAUCGUCGGCGCUCUUCCUCUCGGCCGGUCGCCACAGACUUUCUUCUGCUGCAUCUGCCUCGCGGAGUCGCGGUGCAUUUACUCGAGAACUGCAUGCGUCGCGGAGGGCCUCUUUUCGUCCAGCACCGAGGCCUGAUGCGGAUUCUGAAGCAGGAAAUAUGCCCGGCGCUCCGCGAGCUUCUUCUCCACCACGCCUACGAAUUCGUCACGCUCGUGCGGGCGCUCCGGGUCUUCAUUUUCGUCGCCCGCCAGUUCGGCCCCUUUCUCCUCGACGAACUGCAGACGCUGCUGCCGGCUAUUCUGCGACGCACUGAGGCUGACGCGCCGCUCUGGCAGCGCGUCGUCGCCCUGGAGACAAUCAAGGAAAUCUGCGGGCGCCCGGCGCUCCUCCUCCUCCUCCACGCCGGAGGACGCGAGCAGUGUUGGGGCGGGCAGACACGCCCUCGGUUUUCCUCGCGUGCAUCUGCUUCGUCCCUCGAAGGCGAAGACGAGCACGGCGAAGCGAGAAAGACCAAGAUGGUGCCGGCAGCGGAGCGGGGCCCAGAAGACGAAAGCAUCGUCACUGCUCUCGUCGAAGCUCUGGGAAAGACGGUCCACCAGUUGUGCUUUGUCGGCUCCUUCGACUCCCAGGCGCGUCUCCUGUCCACUUUAGAUCUCGUGCAGCCUCCCUAUCUCUCCCCUCUAAUCCUCCCGGUCCUCCUCCCCGCUGACGCCGUUCUUCUUCUCCUAAGCGCUCUCCCCAAUGCCCUCGAACCGUGUCCUCCUUCGCGUUCUGCGGCUCAGGAGGGCGCGCGCUUCCUGGCCUCGACGGGCUGUUUCGACCUCAGUGCGGGGCGGUAUGCCGUGUCUCCGUCGCCGCUGUCAGGGGCUGCCUGCGCGGCAGCCGUCUGUGCGUGGUCUGCUCUCUGUCGCGAAGAAGACGAGGCGCGCCCCCAUGUUUCGCGCGCCGAAGGCCAGCGGAGCGAGGGGAAGAAGCUGCGUCGCAAAGACCGGGUGUUUCGCUGGGACUUCAAAACCGCGUCGAAGAAACCCAAAGACAGAAACACGCGUCUCCUGGACAAAGCAUCGGACUUGGCGAGCGCGUGCGACGGGCCCAGCGCCACGAAAUCUCAAAGCACCUCUUUUUCGCAGCAGCUGCAUGCGUCGAUAGCUGUAGGCCUCGCGCUGGACGGCCUGCUGAACAUUGUGGAGUCGCUUUGUCUCCUCUCUUUCUCGCCUGAUGCGCCGACGACGUCGCUCGGCCCCGAGAGCCGCGCACCGACGCGCGCGAGACUGAAGAACAGCGAGAGGGAGCAGCAGGGGAGCGAGGAAGAGGCGAAGAGGGAAGGAGAGGUCGGCGAAGAUUCGAGAGAAAGACGUGAGAGACGGAGCGCCGACCAGGAAGCCAGCGGGAGAGAAGGCGGCGUCUGCGAAGUCCCAUGGUCAGAUGCGCUUCUUCUUCCUCAACAGCAGUACCUACCUCUCCCUCUAACUCGGCACCAGGCGAUCUGUCGGACGAUCCUGGGCGCCGCGUGGGGGCCGAUUCUGUCGGCGGUGACUCUGAUUUUUUCGGCCAUUUCGUCGCCUUCGUGUGAGGCGCCGAACGCGUCCGCGCCGGACGCCCCGUCGCCUCUCCAUCUUCUCCCUCUCAUGCAGUGUCUCCACAACCUCGUGUGCCUGAGCUGCGUCUUCCGCCUCGAAGCCGCUCGCCUCGCUCUCGUUCUCUGUCUCGCCCGCUUCGCUUUGCCCUUCUCGGCCGAGGGCCGCGCCUCUUCUCAGGCUUCCUCGAGCUCGACCGCCAAGGCGGGUUUUUCCUCUUCAGGGCACGUCUCUGAAAACGGGGGCUCUGCGGGCUUUGCGGAUGUGGCUUCUCCCGCGUCCUCUCACGCUCGCAAAACCCAUCCCUUCUGGCCCAUGCCUCCAGGCUUCUCUCUCGGCGGCUUCUUCGCUCCCUCGUCGCGCCCUGCGUCGCUCUCUUCCUCGUUUCCCCUCGCCUCGAGCGGGGCGGGCGGGGCGAGCGCGGCCGCCGAGGGUGCCGAAGGCGAUCGCUUCCUCCGGCGCGGCUCCGCGGCGGUCGGGGCGCCCCCGGGCCCGCAGGGACUCUCUGCCUCGCGGAGGGAGGACGAGACACUCCUUGCGUCCUCGCCCCUCUCGUCUCUCUCGCUCAGCUGCUUCACUUCGCUCCUGUCCAUCUGCGGGUACUUUGGCAACAUCUUGGGCACCCGAAGCUGGGCCGCGGCGCUCCGCGCUCUGCAAGAACUGCAUGCGCUCCUGCAGCUCCGAGGUCUGCUCGGCCCGCCGCUCGCCUUGGCCGACCUCCAGCCCCGAACCAUGCCGACGGCCGGCAGCGAGGCCGACGACGAAGAGAGGAGGCAAGCUGCGGCGAGAGGCCCUGCGCCUCUGUCCCCCUCGGAGAUCGUCGCUCUUCUCGAGAUGCUCCAGCAGCUCCAGGGAGGAGGCCUAAACCCCGCGCGAGAGGAGAAAGAAAGCCGCGCGGCCCGCGCAGAAGGCUUGGACGGCGACUUGAUGCGCGAGGUCUUCCACUUCAUGAAGAAGAAACAGCGCGCCCAGUGCGCGCCGGGCGUCUCGUCUUGCCCUUCCGUCUCGGCGAGAAGCGGCGCGGCCGCUCCCCGGAGCCUUCAGGCUCUCACGCUCUGCGUCAAAGUUCGACUGACUGCUGUCGCAGCGGCUGCGACAGAGCAGGGACCGGGUCUCCUGAUGGAGACGUCUCACGAGCCUCCUUUCUCUGCUCCGAUCUCGCCAGAGACACUCGCCGCACGCCCCUCAGCCUCGACCGGCACCGCCCCCACGUCCGACGCUGCGGCCGGAGCGAGGCUCGUUGCGGCGCCGCCCGGCGAGUUGAGCCUGCAGCAGUUUAACCAGGACGUGCUUCUCCGUCUCGCAGCUUCGCUUGAGCUCCUCUUUGACUUCUUUCCGCUCUCUUUGUCCGACGAAGGCCUCGACGCGCUCGUCGCCGCCCUCGGCCGCCUCGCGCUUCAGCAGCCCCUGGACCCUCACGCCCCGUCGGGCACUCCCCCGGAGCGGGCGCAGAGCGCACAGGCUGACCCGCCGGCUCUCACUUCUGAUCUGCCGGCGUCGCCACUCUCGGGUCCGCCUUCUUCGCCGCUUCCUUCUUCGCUUUCGUCUCCGCUGUUUGCAGCCUCGACUGCGCCUCGCGUGGGGCAGACGUUCCGCCUCCCGGAAGCCGCAGGGGCCCCGCAUGCAUCUGGGUCCACCGCGCCGCGGGAGAUCGUCUACUCCCUCCCCUCUUCGUCGGCGUCCUCGUGGGCGUACUUCGAGUCCAGCUGGGCUGGCGCGGAGGCUCGAAGCGAAGAGGAGGACAUCCAAAGCUUCCCGCUCGGGCGCCUCGUCGAGCUCUGUUUCUUCAAUCUCCACCGGCCAUGCUUCCCGCGUCUCGCCCAGGGGCUCCUCGCACCCCUCGUGUCUCUCGCCACGGCCAGUCGCGCGAAAAGCGACGCACAAGUGGGCGCGGUGUCGGCGCUGUGCAUCGCUCUGGAGUUGCUGCUUCCCGCGCUCCGCUGCCGAAGCCGAGCGCGCCUGCGCUGGACGCCCUCUGCACGUUCUCCAGAAACCCAGAAACCGCCUACAGGGCCCGAGCGAACCCAGGAACUGACAGAGCGGCGAACCGGGGCCGCGCGCGGCGCAGCCGCAGGCGCCAGCCUUGAGGGAAGGCUCGGAGAUGCAGAUGGCGUGAACGGGGAGAGAGACGGGGAAACCCGAGGGGAGGCGUCGCCCAGCUGGAUUCUCUGCCGGGAGUAUUUCUUGGCGCGGCUCGGCGUUUUUGCCGGAGACGCAGAGGGCGAGGGAAACGCAGUGCGGUCCCAAAUCCGCGAGGAAGACGAGGAAGACCAACUCGCGCUCCUCGCCCCUCUCUGCUCGCUUCUCAUCGCGGCCUUCCCGGGAUCCAGACUCCGCGCCAUGCUCGCCCUCCAUCGGCUCCUCACGCGCCGCGGGGACUGCCUUCUGCCGCGCGGAUGGGCGUGCAUUUUCAGCGCGCUCGGAACGGCCACGGAGCUCCAACUCGGCGGCGCCUACCAGCGCGUCCUGCGGCGUCUGGCGGCGCUCACGGCCGAAGAAAGCGUGACUGGAGCGCGCGAAGGGGCGAGAGACGCAGAGAAAACGACCCAGGAAGGAAACGAAGUGGAAGCGAGAGAAGGGAGAACAGAGAUCGAGGGGAGAGGCGGACUCGGACUGGAAAGAGAGAUCAAGGCUCUCUUUGCGCUCUUCGAACUCCUCGUUCAGGACUUUGUUGAAGACGUUCCUCUUAGUCCUGGAUGGCGCACGCUAGCUGCCUCCAUCGCCGCCUUCGCCAGAUGCUCCAGCCUCGGAAGUUCCAUGGCCUUCCGCGCCGUCGGCUUCCUCUGGUCUCUCGCGGACGCCUUGGGGCGGCGGCAGCGGUGGACAGACUCUUCCGAGAAACGCGGAGCCACCUCCCGCCCUCCGGGCGCCGCGCAUGCAGCGGAAGAGCGGGAAGGCGAGCCUAUGCACGAAGAGAGAAACGGAAGUUGCGACGGCAGCGCAGGCGAAGACGGUCGCGAGAAAGGGGUAGCGCGCGGUUCCGCCCGCGUCGAGCCUUGCGAACGCGCGCCCGCUUCCGCGGUGUCUCCGCCCGCCUCGCCUCGCUGGUCUAGUGAGCGCGGAGUGUCGAUAGAAAGUCUGUGGACCGAACUUUUCCUGCUUCUGCGUCUGUUGGCGAUAGAUCCGCGGCCAGAAGUCCGGAACUGCGCCCUGCGGAGCCUCACGAGCGCAGUGCGGACGCACGGCCUCAGCCCAGCGCCCCCGCGAGGCCAGGGCGAGGAGACAGGGGACAGGCAAGAGUCUGGCCCCACACCAGUCAAAGCCGCCGCACAGACGCGUGGGAAGGCGGCUGCAACGACCGAGAUUGCCUCCAAGGCGGAGGCAGAUUCGUGGGAUCUGAGAAGCGGCGCGGAACCCGACCGGGAGGAGGACGCGCGGCGUCCUCGAGACGAGAAGAGAGAUUGGUCUUGGGAACGCUGCGUUUUGGACAUCGUUGUUGCCACUCUAUCGGACGUUCACAGCGCCUACACGCGAGUGCGCGUGACGGUGCAGAGAGAAAGGCGAGAAGCGCAGGAAGGCGACAGCACUGGAACCGGCCGAGUGGACGUUGGCGUAGAAGCGGUUGCGUCCGCAGCCUGCCGACUUCUCCUUCUCGUCCAGGAGGCUCUUCUGUCUCCUCACUCGGCCGCGGAAAUACUCGUCGCCGCCGCCAAGACGCUCGCCGACAUCCUCAAACUCCCCCAAGCGCGAGUCGAGCUCUCAUCUCUUCGUUCAGUCUCUGGCGGCUUGGGAAGGGGCGGCGAACUUUCCAACGCGCCGCAGAGUGUUUGGAGUUUCGGGUGGGAGAUCUACUGGCGCUUCGUUCUUCAUCUUUUGAGCCCUGUGCCUCCGUCGGCUGAGUUGACAUCCACGCCUUCCUCCGUCUCGCUCUCCGUUUCUCUCCCGAAUGGAGACGGCGCAUCUCUUCCUUCCUCUUCGGCUCCGGUUGUUGGUGUUCGGCAGAUGAGAGAGGCCAUUCCCGAUCGCCUGGUGGAGGUUUUGACGACGAAGAUGCACGAGGUGCUAGAGGCUUCGAGCGCUUGCGUCGGAGCGAAAAGAGGGUGGUACUCCGCGAGGGAUCUGGAGAGAAGAAAAGCGGACGUCGACGGGAGCCUCUCGCUCUCGAGACCGGAGAGCGUCGCGCCGGGCGGGUCUGCGGCGACGAACCAGAGAGAGAGAGACGGCCUAGGGAAAAAGGCAGCGCCGGAAAAGAAGGCUCUCGAAGCAGAGGGGCGGCCUGUCCCCGUUUCCAAAGAUGCCGGAGACGCGGCUGGAGCGGAACGCGACGAAGAUCUCUUCCCACUGCUGGAGUCCGUCGUCGCCUUUCAACUGUACCUCGUGCUGCUGACGAAUCCGGCGUAUAUUCGAAGAUACGGGCGACGCAUUGACGGAGCGCUGGACGGUCUCUUGUCGCAGGCAGGCGAGGGAGAGCGCCGCGUUGAGGCAGGCUCGAAGGUUAUCGCUGCGCCGAAAGACGCCCGACGGGCAGAGACUCCUGGUUGCCGUUUUUCGUCUCCCCAGGAGGGGGUGGCGAGAGGAGCGUUCGACAAGGCGGCGGCAGAAGCCUCCGGCACGGCAGACUUCGAGUGUGAGGCAGAACCAGCAGACGAAUCAGACGGGAGCUUUGCGGCAAACGGAGGCGAAGGAGUGGACCUUCUCUCGACCCUCUGCCGAGGACGUUCACAGCCGUCUCUGCCGCUCUCUCGCCCAGGAGGCUGUGCUCUGCCUUCUUCUCUCGUUCUCUCCGUCCUUAACUUUGCACGCACCGCGCCGAGUCCUGCGCUCUCCCUUCCGCUCUGUUCGUCGUCGCCCCACUUGUCUUCGCCGACCUGCGGCUUGUUCCCGACUCCCCCGCUGUUUGCCGCGUUGCUGGCUUCGACUGAGUUGCAGAAAGCGUCGCUGCACUCCCUGGUGACCGCACUGCCUGUCUACGUCGGCAGCGCUCCGCAGCGCGGGGCGGAGCCGAGCGGUCACCGGGCGCCUGUCGUACAAGCCUCCGAGUCGUUUCGCGAAGCCUCCGUCCACGGCUAUCCCGCGUCGGGGGAGGACGUCUCCGGCUCCCCCACGUCUCCCUGGGCCGUGAGCGCGGUUUCGCGGAAUCCGUUCCAGAGCGGCCAGCAGGAAGAGCAGGAAGUUGGCCAGGCGGAAGGGGCGGAGCUCGGAGUCCCAGAUGAAGAGGCGAAGAAUCCGUUCUCGCCUUCAGUCAGCGACCGGCAAGCAGCUUCUUGGGCGCGGCCGAGUGCAGAGCGCAGGGGAGACUCUCAGGGGCCGCCCUGCGGCGGUUCGACGGGACGGGGAGUCCCGAGACAGCCUGGGGACAGGCCUCGCGCCCCCGUUCACGCGUUGGAGUCUGCGACUGCCAUUGGAGAGGAGACCAGCGCACAGGACGGCCUUCUGUUGCUGGACGGGGUUCGCGAGAGGCUCGCGCUGUCUCCCUUUCUCCCGCCUCUGCGCUCGUCUGUCGCCUUACUCGCUGCGUUGCUCCAGAGACGAAAGACCGGCGACGGCGAGCGAGAAGAGAGACAAAAGCAGGAAGACGCCGGAGAGGAGCCAGCGGGAAGGGACGCCGGGACGCGUCGGGAGAGGGGAGAAGAAGGCGAGGGCGCGCCCUCGGAAAGCGACUGCGACGCAUGCGGUCGAGGUGGAGCAGCCGACACACCCAAAGAGGACGCGACCAGAGACCAGGAAGAAGUGAAGAGGCUCUUGGCGGAGACAGCGGACGUGAGACGGCAGCGCGCUCUCGAGGACGCGCUACAGCGUCUCCUGCGUCACCAGCCGAUUGUCAGUGCCGUGCGCAUCUCGACGGCGCAGGCACCUCUCCUGGAAGCCCUCAUGGAUGUGUGCCCGAGUCCCGUCGACAAUCCGGCGGCCUUCUCUCAGCUCUUUCCGCUCUUCCUCAGCGAGCUCGGCGAGACGUUCCUCCGCCCACCCGCGCUCUUCCGGGAUGCGGCGAGCCUGGCAGUGGGUUGUCGCGUGCUGCUGGAGCUUCAACUCUUCUUUCGCGCCUCCUUCGUCUCGCUCCUAUGGCAGGAUUUUGCGCGCAUGCGGAAGUUCCUUUGCGCCUCUCUCGCGGCGCCUUCGCCCGCCGGCCGCUCCGGAGAAGGCCGGAACGGCGAGGCGGCAGGCCGGGAAGACGCCGGGCGAGAAGCACAGCUGGAGCCGGACGAGGCGUGGAAGGGUGCGGAGGCGAACGGAGCAACCCGGGAGACAGAGCACGUGGCGCAGGAAGGCAGGCGCGGUGGCGGAGGCGAGAAGGUCCGGCGAGAGCGCGAGAAGGCGCGGACGAAGCCGGAGCGACGGCUUUUCGCCCGGAGCGGAAGCAUCUCGAGUCACCGGCCCCAGCAAGUCGCCGUCUUGUGUCAGUACGCGACCGCCACGGGCAUUCAAAUCGCCACGCCGCAGCCGACGCUGAAGUGUCUCCAGUCUGAGGCGCGAGGCGACUGCAGAAGGCGCAGUGAGGGAAGCUGGAGGGAAGGCGAAGGCCCGCAAGGCGACACCCGCCAGCAGGUCGGCCGCUCCCAAGAAGAGCAAAGUCCUCAGAGAGACGAAGGAAAUGCCGCGGGAGGUGCGGAGGGAGAGGAGGACGAAAGCAAGGCCGAGAACGACAGUGGAAAGGAAGAGAAAGGAAGCGACAAGAGAGGUGAAAGUGACGGUAAAGACGCGCGUGUCGGACUUGCAGGGCGGAACACGGAGGAGACGCGCGCCCCCGUCUUGGCGUGUGCCUGCCGCUCUCGUCCGUGCCUCCAGUGCACGUGUGAGCACAGUCCUACAGCUGUUCUUCUGCGCUCGCUUGCGCGGCUCCUCAACGCGCUGGUGUCCAUAGCCUCCAGUCGCGCCUCGCCUGCCCUGGAUCGUCUCCAGGUGUGGAAAGUGUCUCUGCAGACUGCAUGCGUUCUCAUCGAAGACGCCUCCUGUUUCCUGUCGCAUCGCAGCUGGCUUUCGCCGAGUCCGGCCGCAGCUGCGUGCCCGCCGCACUGUCCAGCGUUCGAAAGCCAUGGCGAAAACGCUUCUCGCGACGUCGGGAAAAGCUUCUGGACAGCCGCCACACACGCGCUGCGCCGCAUGCUCCUCACGCUCUCCACGCCUCCGCCUCCUGCCUCUCCGUUCGCGCCUUCGGGUUCGCCGUUUUCGCCUUCUGCGCAGGCCAAAGGCGCCGAGGCGAGCAGUGAAGGCGGGCGACACCGGGGAGCGCGAACGCGCACGGACGGGGCGGAGACAGGUUCGGCUGCUGCCCUUCCUUCCGCCUUCUUCUUCGACCGAUGGAUCCUCAGAAUUGCUGCCGAAACGCUGGCAAGGCCCGCACCCAGACACGAACCCUCGGCGAGAUUCUACCCCUUCUUUGUCAGUGUCCUGGACCACUACUGCUCUGCAGGCAGUGAGAGACCUGCGGUCAUCGCUCACGAAGCCUUCUGCACGCUCUUUGAUCUCUCGGAGGAUCGCUUUUCUCGCCUCGACGCGUCUCUGUCUCCUUGUCCGUCUCUGUCCGCGUCGGGCGACUGCGCCUCGACGCGCACGCGCAUGCAGAGCGUCUUGCCGCUUGUGCUUCGACGUUGCCGCGCCAUUCUCCAGCGCUUCGCAAAUCCUGUCCCUGUGGGGGGCGAGGCGGGGAGAGCCAGCGACCGCCGCGGAGCCGGCGACCUCGCUCUUGGCCGCUCGAGUCCGGGCGCUUGGACCGUUCCUUCGGCCCUUUCACGCAACCCGCUUCAAGCCUGCGGGCGCUCGCAACUUUUGCUCUUCGUGCUCUCGCGUUUGCGGUCUCUGCGAACCUCGCCUCUCGCGUUCGAAGCCGGCGAAGACGAGAAGGCGGGCGAGGUGUCGGCGUCGGCUUUCGAGGAGAGUGGAAGCCGAGCGCGACUAGCAGGGGACCCCGAGGGCGACGACGCCGAGGCUGUCUCCCUGCGCGUUUCCACUCCGCAGCGGCGCCUCACGAUUCUGCGCGCGUCCGGCUCGAAGGCUCACCUCCUUCUUCUCCUUCCGCAGCUGAUCGCCUGCAUAGGGUGCGACGACAGAUCUGUCCGGAGAGAGAUCCAAGCUGCCCUCGGAAGCCUGUGCAGCGAACUGGGCAUUGAAGAGGAAGCCUCCCUCGGGCGCCUCGCUGCAUGCGCUGCUGGCGUCGCGGCGCCCGGGGCGAAGGCGGGACAGUAG